UGCUUCCUUAGCCGUAACGCUUCUUAUCAAAUCCGUAACGCUUCUUAUCACACCCUCUAUACCUCAUUUCUCGCAAAGCACAGAUGGCGCCAAACAAGGCUGCGGCCCUAUCUGCGCUCCUGCAGCAGCAGCAGUGCCAGGCCAUCUACGUUGCCCUCGAUGGCGGCAACCCGAGGCAGGCGGUGCAGCAAGCAGACCACGUCCUUCGCAACAAUAGCGCCGCCUCGUCCCAUACCUUAGCUAGAGCUCUCAAGGCUCUGGCACUUUACCGCUCAAGAAGCGAAUCAGAGGCGAUCGCAGAGGUGGAAGCCGUCCUAGCCCACAUGAACCCAGCCGCCUGCGAUCAGUCUGUCCUCACACCAUUGACCUUUGUCCUCAGUCGGACAGGGCGGAGAGCUAAGGCAGCUGACCUUCUAGACACGGCGAGCAAGGCGCGGCCAGACGAUCACGACGUUUCUGUCAAGGCGUUUGAAGCGCUGAUAGGGUCAAAGGAAUACUUGAGAGCCCAGCAAUUGGGCACCAGAAUGCACAAGGCCUUUGGUGGACCCGUCAGUGCUGUACAGUCUAAGAAGAACGGAAAGCAAACAACGCUGGGCAACCCAGACUGUAGCUCGGCCCGGAAUCGUUACUUUUGGUGGUCAAUGCAGGCCUACCUGCUGCUCUCAGUCGAGACGCCCCAAGCCCAAGGGGCUGCAUUGGCUCUUGCACUGGCCGAGAGGAUGAUUCAGAAGCACGUCUCGGCAGAGGAAGGCAAGUUCGACGAGCAGAGCCACGAGGACAUCGAGCUGUACAUCAGCGUCUUGCUCGCCCAAGCCGACAAGCUGACAAAGGAUGACGAGAGAACGAAGAAGCGGCAGGAUGCUCUGCAGCUACUCCUUAAUGAGCCUGGCUCGCACAUAGCAAAGAAGAGCUUGGGGCUGGGGCAGUUGAAACUGGAUCUACUCAAGCAAACGGCAGACUGGGUGAAGCUGGAAGAGGAAUCGAGAAACCUCAUCCAAGAAGGUGAUCGGAAUUGGAUGACAAUCGAGAAGUGGAUCGAAGGCGUUACGGGCCUGGCGGAACGCGAUUUCGACGUGAUUGACCGGGCCACGAAGAUGGCUGAUGAGCUAGCAGCGAAGGAUGGCAAGAGGAGGGACUAUCCUCUCCUCCGCCUGGCCCUUCACCAUGAGCUGCGCAAAAAGGCAAAGCUUCUUCAAUCGGGAGCUUUCGUCGAUCUCAUAGAGUCUUACUACGACACUUUUGGCAGUAAGCUCUGUUGCUAUGAGGACCUGCUGCCUUUCCUAGACGCCCUGCAACCGGAAGAAGCUGACAAGCUCGCGGCAAGCGAGAACAUCAGAUUCUUCGAUCCUUCUUCCUCCUCCUCUUCUGAUCCCACAUUUGCUACAGAAGAAGAUGUCAUCAAAUCUUUGAACGCCGCAAAGAUUCGCGUCCGGCUGACAUCUCCGUCGUCAGAGGGAGGCACAGACGUAGACGAACAGAUUGAACAGCUUCUCAAGGCCUUCUAUGCAUCACUGCCAAUCUCCGCAAAAGUGCCCAAGACUGUCCCAAGAGCCGGAACCGACUUUGUCCUCAUUGCAGCACAGCUGAUCCUCGCGGAUCAAGGCGGCGAGCAUUCGAGUGUGCUCAUCCACUUGGCUUCCAUCCUGACCCACGCAGCCAAUGCUACUCCUGCCUCGUACGCCCUGAAAGUCCUCUGUCUCCGCAUCUAUCUCAUGCUCGGAUGUCAGAGGGAAGCGCGUAAGCUCUGGACGGACCUGAAGAUUCGCGGGAUUCAAAACGAGUCCCUCGGCUGGCUCUGGGUUGGACGGUCCCUCGAGGGUGGCUCGUCUGAGGAAGGGGCCCCUGUCAGUCAAUGGAGACGCGAAGCGAGCAAUCUCUAUGGCGAGGUGGAGGGGGAGCAGCUCAGGAUGGUUAUGACUGCCUUUGAGCGCGGCAACUACUCGAGCGUGAGGGAGUUUAUGGAGUUUGAGCACAGGAUGGAGCGGUCCACUCAGAGGCAGCUCAUCCAGCUGGAGAGAGCUCGGCAGUUGUCACAAAUAGCGAAGAACCGGGAGGGGAGGCAGAAAGCAGCAGCUGCGGUCCUCCAGGAGGCUGAGCAGGUCUUGAAGGAAGGGCUGCUGCAGCAAUGGGACGAUGCCAUCCUCCCGUCGUUCUGCAACAAGGCACUCGAUUCAUUUGUUGACCUGACCUCCCGAGAUCACAUCUUUGGCCUUCACGACACUGCCCUCUUCAUCCGGAGACAAGCACGCUACCUCGCUGUGCUCGCCGAUGGUCCCGGCGUCGCCAUUCCCGAGGGUCUGAAGGACCCGAGCUCAGCACCCGCACAGGACUGGUACACUCUCGAGUCGUACGCUAAUGGCAUCGUCGAAGCCUUUGCGUCUGGCUCUGCUGCACAAGGCCAAGAGGCUCUGCAAGCUCUACUAGAAGAAGUGCAAGCGUCUCAUUGCAACAUGCUACCAUGGCAAGAGCAGUACAAUGUCGGAAUUCUACUCGACCUCUACCUCCUCUACUGGCACUUUUUGAACGACGGUUCAUCUUCAUCUUCGAAGGGUGAAGGGAAGACCGUCUCACCUGCUGCCCUGAAAGAGGGACUCGACAUGCUUCGUACAGCCUUGAACGAGCGCGUGACCACACUGAAGCAAGCUCGUCCCCUCACGCUCUCCAUUGAGCCUCACCAGAGUUCGGAGGAAGAUGGUGCAUCUGAAGGGGAUGACGGGCUCACCUCUCUCGUCAGAACGCUGGAGAAUGCCCUGGAUGCGCAAAAGGGCGGCAAGGGCACUAGGGAAAAGGUCUUCAAGGAUGUCAAGGACGAGGUGGCUCGUAUGCGCAAGGCGACUGUGCUGAGGGUGCAGGAGACGUUGAGGGACUUCCCUUGAUGAAAAGAUUCGACGUGUGGGACUCUGAAGCUGGGGCGGGGCGCUAGAGGGAGGGUGAACGUAGAAGUAGAGCAAGGGACAUAGAUCAAUCGUAGAUGGACAGAGGGCCAGAGGGACCAGCCGCAACACCAGACAGGGGGUAUGGAAGAUGGUAAUGUAUGUCUGAAAGCCAAAAGAUUUUGUACAAAGAAAGCGAAAUGCAUAUACGGCAAAGACGGCUGGACGUUGCACGUCUUGCAGCAG
Microstroma glucosiphilum is the source of this 3119-nucleotide messenger RNA. RefSeq lists its product as hypothetical. Bases 84 to 2876 code for a protein of 930 amino acids. Gene Ontology annotation, biological process: N-terminal peptidyl-methionine acetylation. Lineage: Eukaryota; Fungi; Basidiomycota; Exobasidiomycetes; Microstromatales; Microstromataceae. The record is from RefSeq and is a predicted model, not a curated record. Gene Ontology annotation, molecular function: protein-N-terminal amino-acid acetyltransferase activity; protein binding. The transcript has a single exon. Gene Ontology annotation, cellular component: cytoplasm; NatB complex.